CCGGCGUGGCGGCCGUGCUGUGGGGGUGGGUGUGGAAAAGCCCCUCGCUGGAUAUUUUCGCUCGGCUGGGUGGUUCUGUGUCGUGUGUGGAGGAAGCCCAGGCUUUACGGAGCAGAGGGCAGGUGAUAUCACAGAACUAAAAAUACUGGAGAUACCAGGUCCUGGGGACAGCCACCAUUUUGGAGACCCUCACCAGACAGAAUUAGGUCCCUCUGCUGUUGGGUACCAAGUGGGUAUCAAUCAGAAUGGCACAGGCAAGUUGGUCAAGAAGCUGACUUCUUCCAGCAGUGCCCCUCAAAACAUCCCUAAGAGGACAGAUGUGAAGAGCCAGGAUGUUGCCGUUUCUCCCCAGCAACAGCAAUGCUCUAAGAGCUACGUGGACAGGCACAUGGAGCCCUUGAGUCAGUCCAAAAGCUUCCGUCGCCGGCAUAACUCCUGGUCAUCUAGCAGCAGACACCCAAAUCAGGCAACUCCAAAGAAAAGUGGCUUGAAGAAUGGCCAAAUGAAGAAUAAAGAUGACGAGUGCUUCGGGGAUGACAUUGAGGAGAUGCCAGAUACAGAUUUUGAUUUUGAAGGGAACCUUGCCCUUUUUGAUAAGGCAGCUGUGUUUGAGGAGAUUGAUACCUAUGAGAGGAGAACCGGUACCCGUUGCCGGGGCAUCCCAAAUGAAAGGCCUGCUCGGUACCGCCAUGAUGAGAACAUCCUAGAGUCAGAGCCCAUUGUCUACCGACGGAUCACAGUGCCCCACAGUGUGAGCAAGGAGUUCUGCACGGACUCUGGCCUGGUGGUCCCAAGUGUUUCCUAUGAGCUACAUAAAAAGCUGUUGUCUGUGGCAGAGAGGCAUGGGCUGACCCUGGAGCGGAGGCUGGAAAUGACAGGUGUAUGUGCCAGUCAGAUGGCACUGACUCUGCUGGGAGGACCCAACAGGCUGAACCCCAAGAACGUUCACCAGAGGCCCACUGUGGCCCUGCUGUGCGGGCCACACGUGCAGGGGGCCCAAGGCAUCAGCUGUGGGAGGCACUUGGCCAACCACGAUGUACAGGUCAUUCUCUUCCUGCCCAACUUUGUCAAGAUGUUGGAGUCCAUUACCAAUGAGCUGUCGCUCUUCAGCAAGACCCAGGGCCAGCAGGUGUCCAGCCUCAAAGAUCUGCCUACCAGCCCUGUGGACCUGGUCAUCAACUGCUUGGAUUGCCCCGAGAAUGCCUUCCUGCGGGAUCAGCCCUGGUACAAGGCAGCAGUGGCCUGGGCCAACAAGAACCGGGCACCAGUGCUCAGCAUAGACCCUCCUGUGCAUGAAGUGGAGCAGGGCAUUGAUGCCAAGUGGUCCCUGGCACUGGGCCUUCCCUUGCCACUGGGGGAGCACGCAGGUCGCAUCUACCUAUGCGACAUUGGCAUCCCCCAACAGGUCUUCCAAGAGGUGGGCAUCAGCUACCAUUCGCCCUUUGGCUGCAAGUUUGUCAUUCCCUUGCACUCUGCCUAGAACCCUGCUGUCAGCUGACGAUGGACGCCUUAAGGAUGUGAAGCUUCAUGGGCCUUGCUGUUUUCCUCUUUGGGGUUGAUUUCUUUUGUGAGAUAACACACUGAAAGCUGGCCUGUGGCCUGGUGGUGGCUGAGCACCAGGGUCCUCUACCCAUGGGGUUUGUUUACAGACACAGGCAUCUCUGACUGUUCAGGGUUAAAGCACGGGCCAGGAGGGCUCAGAGAACCAGGCUCUGUGCCUGUACUGCUGUGGACUUGUCUCCUGCUUGCCCAGCUGCAGCCCUCAUUGUGGUCAUAGGCAACCUGUCCAGCAGAGGGUAGUCACGAGGGGCUUUUAUCCCUUUCUGAGCCAGGCCAGGUAUUGUGCUGGGUUAGGUAUUUCUGUUCCCCCUCUGUGAGAGGCAAGGGACAGGGGCUCAGGAUGGUAUCACCAUAGUGGGGUCUGUUGGCUGGCUGUGGUCUUCAGUGCAGCUCAUACAAGGUUAUGUUACUGGAGAACCACAGUGGCCUGCCUGUAUUGCUAACAGUACCCAUCCUGGCUGGUGGCUGUCUUUGCUAAGUUGGGCCAAAUUCCUCAGGGUGCAGCUGUAAGGGAAGCCUGGUGCUGUAUGAGGUGGCUCCUGGUGCUUUUCUAACCCAUUCCCACAUCCCCACACCCUUCCAUCCCCUCUGCCUGCCCCUCAAAAUGCUCCCCCAUAGCUGCCAUCCCAGAGCAAGGGCUCAUCCCCCUCCUUCCUGGGCUCCUCAGUGUUAUGGUCUGGACUUGGCUUUUCUGGUUGUCACUCUUGAUGUAUAGGCUUUGGGCAGCAACUUAUCUCAGAGAUGCCCCAAUAAGGCCUAGCUCUGGAUGAGCCCAUUAGUGGGCAGCCUGCCACUGAAUCCUGGAUGCCCAGCUCCAGGGCUUACCUGGACCAGCACUGGAGGUGGGUGGAACAGGGCCAAGCCUGGAGCCUUGGUGGGUUGCUGUGCAAAUACAAAGGGCUUCAGGCUACUUUUGCUCUGCCCAU
Octodon degus (degu) is the source of this 2486-nucleotide messenger RNA. RefSeq names its product enhancer of mRNA decapping 3 (gene Edc3). Lineage: Eukaryota; Metazoa; Chordata; Mammalia; Rodentia; Octodontidae. Gene Ontology annotation, molecular function: mRNA binding. The coding region runs from base 389 to 1480 and encodes 363 amino acids. Gene Ontology annotation, biological process: P-body assembly; deadenylation-independent decapping of nuclear-transcribed mRNA. The record is from RefSeq and is a predicted model, not a curated record. The transcript has 6 exons. Gene Ontology annotation, cellular component: P-body.